Messenger RNA from Saccharomyces kudriavzevii IFO 1802, 1212 nucleotides. It is a transcript of the gene PUS4, whose product is annotated as pseudouridine synthase PUS4. The coding region runs from base 1 to 1212 and encodes 403 amino acids. Gene Ontology annotation, cellular component: mitochondrion. Gene Ontology annotation, biological process: tRNA modification; mRNA pseudouridine synthesis. NCBI's taxonomy places the organism in Eukaryota, Fungi, Ascomycota, Saccharomycetes, Saccharomycetales, Saccharomycetaceae. Gene Ontology annotation, molecular function: RNA binding; pseudouridine synthase activity. The transcript has a single exon. The record is from RefSeq and is a predicted model, not a curated record.
AUGAAUGGAAUAUUUGCUAUUGAGAAGCCUAGUGGUAUAACGUCAAACCAGUUUAUGUUGAAGCUGCAGCACGCUUUAACCAAAAGUCAAGUAUUCUCGAAGCAAAUUCAAAGCGCAACAGCAGAAAGAAAGCAGCAGUAUGAACAGCAGACAGGUAAAAAGGCGAGCAAGAGAAAACUGCGUAAAGUCUCAAAGGUAAAGAUGGGACACGGGGGAACUUUGGAUCCAUUGGCUUCUGGUGUCCUCAUAAUUGGGAUUGGAACAGGUACUAAAAAAUUGGCGAAUUAUCUGUCGGGUACUGUUAAAGUCUAUGAGAGCGAAGCCUUAUUUGGUGUUUCGACUACUUCAGGAGACGUAGAAGGUGAAAUUUUAUCCCAGAACUCUGUCAAACAUUUGAAUUUCGAUCACUUAAAGACAGUGGAGGAAAAAUUUGUUGGGCAAUUGAAGCAGACACCGCCAAUAUACGCUGCCUUGAAGAUGGAUGGUAAACCCCUACAUCAAUAUGCUCGAGAGGGGAAGCCUUUACCCAGGGCCAUAGAACCUAGACAGGUGAAUAUUUAUGAUUUGAAAGUGUUUCCUGAUUCCCUUAAACGUGAUCAUGACUAUCCCUUCCUAAGACCCACUACCGAAGAAGCCAUUGACACUGUGAAAAAUUUGAAUGCAAACAUGCUAAAUGAUAUUUUGUACUUCUCAAAAGACUAUAGAGAGAAGCACGGCCUGGAUUCUGAGGUUGCAAAAGUGGAAGAACCAUUACCAUUGAGUAAGGAAGAAGAGCAAGAGAUCGCAAAGGAAGGCAAUUCUUAUAGAGCUCCGAAAUUACACUUCAAGGCAAACGUGUCUUCUGGCACGUAUAUUAGAUCUUUAGUGAGUGAUAUUGGUAAGGCCAUGCGAAGCUCGUGUUACAUGGUGAAAUUGAUACGUUUACAACAACAGGACUGGUCUCUUGAAAGAAAUAAUGUCUUCCAACUGGCAGAUUUCACUGAAAGAGACGAAGAGGUAUGGAGGAAGGUUUUGGAGAAGGUCCUAGACGAAGGAGCAAGCGUUGAUGUUAUAGAAGAGCUGAAAAAAGCGGAGAAGGAAGUACCAGCUGAAGUAGAAGAGGACUUAGUUCCCGAAGAUCACUCCGGAAAUGUAGUCACAGCUGAAACAUUUGAAGUCGCUAAUGAUGAGGAGUCAUCUACUGGGCUCAAGAGAAAAAUCGAACAAAUAUAA